CUCUAUAAACAGGGAAGUUGUUUAGUGUUUUUUUCUCUCCUCUUACUUGAGUGCCUGAUUUCAACAAACGACUCAUAAUAUCGAGUGAAUUCUAACUGCACGGAUGUGAUUUUAUGGCUCACAGAUAGAGUGACAAAAAAGUUAGAGAGAGAGAGAUAGAAAAAGAGAGGAUACAAACCACCACAAAAACCAGUUGUUUUAGACCAACACUGAGAAGUAAAGAUACAUGAAUUCACCAUGAUCGAAGCGGUUGCUCUCUACUUUGUGUCUGAAGACUGCGGACAGUGGGCAAACUUUCUGAAGACGAAACUAGGAGAAAAGGCUUACGAUAUUCGCGUCCACGAAAUCGAGGCUGCAUUGGCUUUAGAAUGUGAGGACUCUUACAAGGCCAACAUCAUAUUGGCCAGUCCUGCGUUUCUAGAACUACCGAAUUACGAUCACUUCUGCUCUAUUUCAAAACAGCAAUCUCUAGUGGUACUCCUAGGUGUCGACGAGUCAGAAUUCGAAGCUGCUCUCAAGGAAAGAGAAGCAGAUACCAUUCUUGGCUUUCCAAUAUUUGAAACCGAGGCCAACGAGAGUUCGGUGAGAUGUCUUCUGGUGGAGAUUAUUGACCUAUACGAAAGAAAUGUUCCUACAGAGGACUUCAUGCAUCAUAGUAAUGUACCAUACGACCUUCUCCCGGCACCCAAACCGAUCCCCACAUCGUCAAACCAAUUACAGAAGUACAUUAUCAGUGAGAGGGACAGCAAAUUAUACUUAAUUAUGACGCAUAAAGACGAAGAAAAUAUCCUUGUUCAAGACGAAAAUAGGCCAGAGAUGUGUGUCCAGUGCAAGUACUUGGGUAACGCUCUAUAUGAGGCCUCCCUUACAGAUGAUUUCAAUAGAUCACAGUCGCUGAGGAUAGUAACAACAAAACGAAGAAAUGUUGCGACCCUGCAGAUCGAACCCAAAUCUGACCAAUCAGCGGGCGACAAACUAUCCCAGAUCCAGGAGCUUCUGCACGCAGAGCUAGAACCGCUGACAGUGUUAUGCAAGGCUCUCAGACUCCCGGAAAUAUCAGUCUCCUGUUUGGACAAGUUUUUAGCGGACAAAUGUUCCAAUUUCAAAAUGUUUGAUCCACUGAAAAGUCUGUCCUUAGGGGAUAAUCUAGCUGAAAAACAUUCGGAAGAAAGUAACUGGCCAACUUUAUUACAUUUCGGCGCCGAGCUUGGUCUGAGCUUAUUUUGUGAUGAACUGAUAAAGGUCCCAGGAAUGGACAAAAUAUGCCACGUGACAAACUCUCAGGACGAGACACCUGGUCAGUUGGCGCGAAAUCGCGGCUUCCUGAAAUUAGCAGAAAAACUGGACAUGCUUACUGUUACCCAGCGAGAUAAGCGAAGUUCUCCAGCUAAUAAGGAUAGCGGAAUCAGUGACAGUUUUGAUCAUAUGUCUGUCGCCAGCUCGUAUUCACCCUCUGGUCGUACUGUGGAUAGUUUACUGGAAGAUGACGCAUAUGAAAUGCCCCCUCCAACACCCCAUCAGUCCUCACAAUACUACGUAAACAGUAACCAGGCAAAAGUUCACCACGCAGACGACGUGUUUGAUUUACAGACAGCAGACGACGGAGAGGACGAAGUUGCGCCGCCACCUCCCCCAAAAAUGAAGUCCACCCCUGCUCCUUGUAAACCAGUCCCUCGACCGCCUGUUCAAUCAGAGAGAUCUUCCAUAGACUCAAGUUCUGGGGAUUCUAGAAUGUCCAUCGAUUCUAGAUAUUCCACCGAUUCUAGAACCACAAUAACAUCGGAAACUUCCAUGGAGUCGGUAACCACUCUAGAUUCGGGAAAAUUAUCCGCAGAUUCAGGUGACAUCUUGUCCAGCGACAGCAGUGACGAUACGACGAUAGCAGACUAUGUAGACAUGGCAACUACCUCAAAUUCCUACAUGGACAUGAGAUCGGUCCAAAGGAACGGAAGUAAAACUAAACCCACACCUCCUGUAGUUCUUCCAAAACCAAAUCGGUCGUCUGAUUCAAGUGUAAUUUUAACAAAAGAGGACGCAGCGGAGAGCAUCGCGACUUUCGACGAUGAGUUGGAUUCAGGACCGACUGGUUCGGAGUAUAUGCCCAUGAAAGAAGUACAUGUACCACCCCAUCACCUCAAAAAGUCUCAUUCAGAAUCUGUUGUGAAUGUACCCAAACAGCUUCCGAUCCCAGAUUCAGAGGAUUAUGUCAAUCCAACAUCAGUUUCUCCUAGAAUUUCUCCUCGAACAUCGCUGAUGUCACCGGUACAUAAUGUCCAUUCCACCUCCGAUUUGAAACAAGAUACACAUGGACAUAGACCAAGCUACCUACCAUUUGGAGGAAGCCACGAAAGCAGGUUUCAUGGAUUUACUUCAACACCAGUACCUCACGAGAGGGCCAUGUCUGAAAGUGAUACAAGACAUCAUGGAGGAUUCCAUCAACGGAUAGGUUCUCCUGUAUCUCCACUGGCCCAAGAGCAAAUGUCGGAGAAAGCCCACCACUACAAGAGAAGUAGCAGUGUUCCCAAGAAAUGCGUUUCUGAUGACGACAUGUCCUUGAAUAGAGGUCAAGGAUUUUUCAGCAAAUUGAAAUCUAAAAUGGGGGGUAAAGGAGGGAGGAAAAUGUCUUGUCCACCAGAGGCAAUUAAGGAGAGCUUGGAUAAAUUUAACCAAAGAAACCAACAAUUGUUGAGGUCAUCCGACGAAAAUAGAAUGUCGAACGCCAGUACAUCCAGCUCAUCGAGUCAUUCAAGUUAUCACGAAGGUCAAACCCACGAUGAAUCGGGUGCAGGAGAGGAGGGUGAUGUUCAAGUAAGACAGAAAAAUACAAAGAAAGGGCUUUUUAGAGGUAAAAAGAAGGAUGGAAGGCAUGAAUCUACUGCAAGAAGGAAGUCUGUCAGAAUUGAUAAAAUGAAAAAGGACAAAAAUCUGCAAUUGUUGGAGCUUCCUGCUAAACGCAAAUAAUUGAUAUUUCUACAAAGUGUGAUGUGCAAUAUUAUAUAAGUAACAAUACUUCUACAAUUUGAAAAAAUAUGAAAAACCUACAACUCCUUGGAGACAACUCUAGUUCUCCAACUUAGUCAUUUUUUAUGGUAAUGAUUUGUACAUAUCACUUUUUUUUUUUAUAUAUUUCUACAAAGCAUUAACAUAACCAAGUAAACGUGAUAUUUAAUGUGCGUCAUGAUGAUGAUGAUGAUUGUGGUUAAGAUGAUGAUGAUAUGUGUGAUGUGUGAACAGCAUUACUUACUUUACUUUGUAUGUGAUGAUGUAAUAUUUAUUUUUAACUAAGACUGUCUACUAGUAUCUCUCUACAAUGAUUAUAUCCGUCAUGUAUAUAUUAUUUUUAUUUACGCAUAUGAUGUUGUUUAUGUUGUGAUUAUGUUGUGUUAUGAACAAUGCAGAGUAAUCAUUUUUCAAACAUGUGAUAUUGUCUGCAGCCAGUCAUAUUUCAUCACCUAAUGUUCGCUAUUUUUGUAGCGUAAUAAAACUACGAAAGAAAAAAUG
Magallana angulata is the source of this 3501-nucleotide messenger RNA. RefSeq lists its product as uncharacterized. Bases 238 to 2961 code for a protein of 907 amino acids. The transcript is spliced from 15 exons. Gene Ontology annotation, molecular function: transmembrane receptor protein tyrosine kinase adaptor activity; fibroblast growth factor receptor binding. The record is from RefSeq and is a predicted model, not a curated record. NCBI's taxonomy places the organism in Eukaryota, Metazoa, Mollusca, Bivalvia, Ostreida, Ostreidae. Gene Ontology annotation, cellular component: cytosol.